Molecule: messenger RNA, 548 nt
Organism: Diabrotica balteata
Lineage: Eukaryota; Metazoa; Arthropoda; Insecta; Coleoptera; Chrysomelidae
Source: the annotation of a GenBank genome assembly
CUACAUCGAACAAUGCAAGAGGACUGUUGUUAUAAACCAAGGAGUAGUUUUAACGGAAUAGAUUAUCUAAGCGAAAGCUUCUAUAAUACAAAUCCAAAAUACCCCCACAGAAUGAAUCCAUGUCUGCAUAUUUUUGAAAUGGAUUGGGUAAAUCUUGAAUUGAAAAAACGUCCCAGACCUUUUUAUCCUCUAUCCUCGUUAAUGACACGUGAAACUGCAGUGCGAUAUAUACAGGCUUAUUUACGUGGAUAUUGGGUUAGAAAAAGACCAGAACUUAAUGAAAUACGUACAUUCUGGAAGACAAUACAAUUUAAAAGAUGUAGUAUAGUACAAGUUGAUAACGAAACUUUGGUGGAUAAAAAGCAUGACGAUACACCUAGAAAUAAAUUAAAUAACAAGAAACGUAUGUCAAAAGCAAACAUCAAAAACGCCGCCACUGUGUAAUACCAAUGAAGAUAUACUUAAUAGUUUAGAUUUAAUAUUUUAUUAAUUAGUAUAUUGUUAUUUAUUUUUGUACAUAUUAGUUUUAUAAAAUUCUUUUUCAUUUU